GGCUGGCAGGACGGCUAGAGGCCGGGGGCACGGCUUGUGCGUGUAUCUUCAGAGACUCUCGAUCCCCAAAUUAUAGCUCGAAUUACUUAUAAUCGGCCAUGAUUGAUGAAUAGCGAGGUGUAGUGUUAACAAUCUGGCAUCAGAGCCGUUUGAUCCGUCGGCCCUUCCGACUCACCACCGGCACACGAGGUUCGCCAAUCGGCAGCGUGCGACGGCGAUGGACCGCAUCCCGCCGGAGACCAAGGCCAUCUAUGACCUUCUGCGCGCCGACUUCGACAAGGUCGACCGCGAGCGCGAUGAUUCCACAACCCAGGCCAUCGCGCGGCUUAACGCCAAGCUCGACCUCCUUUCCGGUCGCCUGGAUGAGGUUAAGGUUUCGAUCGGAGUCGACCUCGACGAACUGCGGCAAGGGCUUGACAAGCCGGCUCCACCGACGCCACCAAUCGCUGAUCCCUGCGGUGCGCCUGAAACGCUGACCUGGGUGCAGGGCAACAAUUCAUCGGGUCCUGAGGGGCAUUGCCUCGACUCUAAAAAUCGGGGGUCAGCCCAGCGGGUGUACGUACCGCCACCAAUCAGAGAUGCCGCAUUUCGAUGGAUCCAACCCGAAACUGUGGCAGACCCAUUGUGAGGACUAUUUCAGGUUUUGAGGCACACCGCAGGGUCAGUGGAUUUCUCUGGCUACUUCGUUGUUUGAAUCAUCAGCUGUGAGAUGGCUUGCGUCAGUUCGCCGUAGGGCACCGAACGCCACCUGGGAUGAACUCUGCAGACUGCUUCACAACAGGUUUGGUCGUAACUUGCAUUAGACUGUCCUACGAAUUUUUUUCCACAUCUCUCAGACCGGAACAGUGGAAGAUUAUGUUGAACAGUUUUCUGAGUUGUUUCAUCAGUUAUCUGCUUAUGAGAGUGCCCCAAAUACAGUGCAUAUGUGACUUUUUUA
Messenger RNA from Triticum urartu, 937 nucleotides. The record is from RefSeq and is a predicted model, not a curated record. Lineage: Eukaryota; Viridiplantae; Streptophyta; Magnoliopsida; Poales; Poaceae.